UAUCCACGCACGGAACGUCACAAAGCAUGGGCGGUUUUGUGAGCAAGCAGCUAGCUUGUGCAGUAGUUUGUGAAUUCACUGUAAUUUGUGUUCUUAGUGUUGCUACAAAAGUAUGUGGUCAGCAGAUACAAUUGCUAAACUUUGUUACGAUCAUUUCCGUAACUUGCCCAAAAGAGGAAAGCCGGAGCUAGGUAGAGAGUGGACACUUCUGGCAGCUGUAGUGGAACUGCACCAGAAACCCAAUGAAGAGGAGAUGAAGGUUGUGUCUUUGGGAACUGGAACGAAAUGCAUUGGACGUGCUGCAAUGAGUCCUAAGGGAGAUAUUCUGAAUGACAGCCAUGCUGAGGUCAUCGCCAGGAGAGGGUGUGUCAGGUACCUGAUAGAGCAGCUGAGACUUGCAGUGUCUGGAGAGACCAGCUCAGUGUUCUGCCCGGCGGAGGAGCUGGGCAAAUGGAAAGUGCAUCCUGAAGUGUCUUUUGUGUUUUUUACCAGUCACACUCCAUGUGGAGAUGCGUCCAUCAUUCCCAUGAUGGACAGCCCAUCACAGCCUUGUCCACCUGUGAGGGAGGAGGACAGUGAGGGUGAAGGCAGGGAUGCACCAGAGACAGCCCUGAAACGCAGAGCAGAGAGGCAAGAGGACCAGGCCAACAAGCGCCUUAGGGCAGAGGGGGAGAGACGCCACCAUCUUGGAGGCCCAGACAAGGAGAUGAACGCUGGGUCUCCUCCACAACUGGAGAAUGUACAUCCCGCGGAAGACUCAUCCGAGCCAUUGGAGACGGAGACUCACACAAGACAAGGAGAGGAUGCUGGGGAGCACCCGGCUCCAGACAUCCAUCGCACCGGUGCCAAGUGUGUUCCUGGAGAGACCUCUGACCCAAAGGAGCCGGGCAUCUGUUACCAUAGCACAGGGGUGCUGAGGGUGAAGCCAGGCCGUGGGGAGCCCACCCUGUCCCUCUCGUGUAGUGACAAAAUGGCCCGCUGGGCCAUACUGGGCUUCCAGGGAGCCCUUCUGAGCCACUACCUGCAGGGGGCAAUCUAUUUCACCACAGUAAUCACUGGCAAGUGUCCAUACAGCCAACACACAAUGCAGCGAGCAUUGUGCGACCGGUGCUCCCAGGUGACCGGUCUGCCAGCUGGCUUCUCAGUGCACCCCCCUGAGCUAGUGCAGUCCAGCCUGGAGUUCAGCCACAGCCUGGCACAGACCCAGCACUCGCACCAGAGCAGCCAGGGCAGAGUUUCACCCUGUGGAGCAGCAAUUAGCUGGUGUGCUGUUUCCAACCAGCCACUAGAUGUCACUGCAAAUGGGUACAAGCAAGGGAUGACCAAGAAGGCUGUGGGCACACCACAGGCAAGGUCUCGUAUCUCAAAAGUUGAGCUGUUUCACGCUUUCCAGACUGUUGUGACCGCAACUCCAAACGCCCAGCUCCCAGCCUCACUCAGGGAGAGGGAGCUGCAGACGUACUGGGACUACAAGCAGGCUGCUGGCGCAUACCAGCAGGCCUGGCUGCAGCUGCGUGCGCAGGCCUUGCCCUUGUGGCUGCGCAGUCCUCGAGAGCUGUUGCAGUUCCGCUGAGGAGGAGAUUCCCCCCCGACAGGCUGAGUGAGGACGAUGGCCCCUCGCAGUCGGGGGGUUGUUGUUGGGGCUGGAAGCCGAGCACAACGUCGUUUCUUCUGCCGGAGGGGAAUCGAGGACACGGCCAAACACAGAUGUGCAUGAGAAACAGCGAUCAAGAGACAUGUCAGGCCAACUUCAGAUGCGCUUGGAGGACACGGCUGCUUGGAGGGCCAGAGCCGGACACACAGCUGGGGUGUGAUGAGUGGACUAAAGUGGACAGCCAACAACAGCACAGUGGAACAGCUGGGUGACCUCAGACAUCCCCCCGUACACAUAACCCUUUGCACCAGGGUAACAAACUGACUCUCCUACUGAUUAAGAGUUUACAGCGAAAGGAUAUUUUUUAUGGGGAGUUUAAUUCCAGAGCACUGUUGACUUUCCGUCAGUGAACCCUGUCUUAUCUAAUGGGUUCAAAUAUGUUGAAACGUAAACA
Clupea harengus (Atlantic herring) is the source of this 2048-nucleotide messenger RNA. RefSeq names its product adenosine deaminase tRNA specific 1 (gene adat1). Lineage: Eukaryota; Metazoa; Chordata; Actinopteri; Clupeiformes; Clupeidae. Gene Ontology annotation, biological process: tRNA processing. The record is from RefSeq and is a predicted model, not a curated record. Gene Ontology annotation, molecular function: adenosine deaminase activity; tRNA-specific adenosine deaminase activity; RNA binding.